Messenger RNA from Closterium sp. Yama58-4, 1329 nucleotides. NCBI's taxonomy places the organism in Eukaryota, Viridiplantae, Streptophyta, Zygnematophyceae, Desmidiales, Closteriaceae. The record is from the annotation of a GenBank genome assembly.
AUGGUGGAUGGAAUUUCGGCGGGCGAAAGCGUUCGCGAAGAGUUCAAGGCGUAUGGCGACAUGCCGAAUUUCGUGCUCGUCAGAGACGGAGUUUUCAGACCAAUCAGGGGCUACCCCGAGAGUGAUGAGCUCAUCACUUUUGUGAAGAAGCGGCUGGGCCUGUCAGUGACUCACCUCUCCGCCUCAGAGGCGCACAAGGCACACUCCCUGCUCGCUGCUUCCAGCGCCAUCGCCCUCGCCUUCCUCCACUCCGUCAAGGGUCCCGAAGCAGAGGCUUUCGCAGAAGCUUCCCGCGACAUCGACGAUAUCGAGUUUAUCGCGACGACAGACGCUAACAUUGCAGCGGAAUUCAGGAUUGUGAGCAAGGAGCGACCGACAGUGGCGGUUAUUAAGAAGGAGGACGAGAAGUUUGUUGCUCAUGACGGUCCCUUCACAAGCCCUGCCAUUGCUGCCUUUGUAACGGCCAACAAGCUGCCUCUGGUUACCACCUAUGACGAGGACAGCCAGUACACUAUUUUCAAUAGUGAUAUCAAGAAACAAGUGCUGUUUCUAGCCACAAAUGAGACCUACGCGCAGCACCUGCCUGUGGUGAAAGAGGCUGCCAGGCGGGUGAAAGGACUGGCUCUCUUUGUGUAUAUCAACAGUGACCUUCCGGACUCAGAGCAUGCACUCGAGUAUUUUGGCUUCAGGCAUGGCGAUACUGCGAUCAUGGGCAUGGUAUCCAAUGAGACAGAUGAGGUCAAGUUUAAAUUCAACGGGCAAAUCACCACAGAUGAUAUUGAGGCCUUUGCCCGUGAGCUUGCUGCUGAUGCAUUGGAGCCAUACUACCUCUCCGACCCCAUCCCAGAGAAGAACGAAGGUCCAGUGCUGACGGUGGUGGGGAAGAAUUUCAAGGAUAUUGUGAUGGACAGGACAAAAGAUGUGUUGCUCAAGAUCGACGUGGAUCACUGUGACGACUGCACCGACCUCGACCCCACAUUCAAGAAACUGGCUAUCAAGUUCUCUGGCAUGCCCUCUCUGGCCUUCGCCCGCAUGAACGCACGCAACAACGAGUACCCGGGCCUGGAAGUGUCCGCCUUCCCCACGCUGCUGCUCUACCCCGCCAAUCGAAAGUCUGACCCGAUCGACACACACCACACUCGACUCGGCCCGUUGACCGACUUUGUUGUGAGGAAUGCUGCCAUUCCGGUCAAGAUGCCCUCUGAGGCGCCGCCUCAGAAGCCGUCCCAGCGUUCCAAGUCUAAGGAGGAGGCGGAAGAGGAGAAGGAGCUUCACCUUGACCUCGAGGAGGCAAAGGCACCGACGAAGGGGUCUCAUGAUGAGCUUUGA